AUGCUUUCAAACCUUGUACUUGUAUCGUCUCUAUUAUACUUCUGUGUCAUCUACACAGAUAGCCUUUAUGUCAAAUAUCUGUUGAAGCCUAUUACAACAUUACUUAUUAUUGGUGUUGGAUUGGAAUCAGAUAAUGUUCGAAAUAACGCCAAGUUAGCAGGAUUGGUUUUCUCAUUACUUGGCGAUAUCUUCUUGAUGUUUGCUGGUGAGGAAAUGUUCAUCUUGGGCUUGUCAUCCUUCUUGACCGCACACAUUUUCUACAUUUACAUGUUUUAUAACACAAAGAAGAGAGAUCAGGCCAGUGCUUUGUUUGGACUUUUAUCAAUUGCGUCAGUGUACUUUUCAUUCUUGUACCCAAGCAUUUUCCAAGAGGGCGGCAUUGUGAUGACUGUUGCGGUGGCUGUGUAUAUUAUUGUGAUCACAUUUAUGGUGUAUUAUGCCCUUAUGAAUGAUAAUACAAAUCUCUCUAUUGGUGUGUUCUUGUUCUUUAUAUCUGAUGCUACACUUGCCUUAGACAAAUUCUUGUAUCGUGCACCCGACAGAAGAUGUGAAUAUAUAGUCAUGAUUACCUACUAUGCAGCACAAUUUUGCAUUGCUAGAUAUUAUUAG
This is a messenger RNA of Mucor velutinosus, 609 nucleotides long. RefSeq lists its product as uncharacterized. Gene Ontology annotation, molecular function: hydrolase activity. The coding region runs from base 1 to 609 and encodes 202 amino acids. Gene Ontology annotation, cellular component: membrane. The transcript has 2 exons. The record is from RefSeq and is a predicted model, not a curated record. Lineage: Eukaryota; Fungi; Mucoromycota; Mucoromycetes; Mucorales; Mucoraceae.